AUGACCACUGGUGGUGGCUUCUUAUUCAAUCUAGAAUUGGAAUUAUCAGAAGAAGACAGGGCGUGGUUGGCAGCACUACGGAAUAGAUCAAAGAUAAAAAUUGAGUCGACAAACGAAACAAUGUUUGGAAACUGGUUGGAUAAUCUAAACGGGGACCCAGUAGAUGAAGACUUGAAUUGGGAGCAUUUUAAGAAACCUCCCAUCAUCAUUGCAAUUAUUUUGAGUACGCUUGCGAUCGCGAUAAAUAUUCUAUCAAUAGUUGUGAUUUAUAAUGUGCGGGGUCAUUUAUCAGCAAUUCUACGCUUGACAGUAAGCUUGAUCAUGUCCGACAUGAUGGUAUGUAUUUGUAUCCUGACGAAACUUAUGACAGAGAAUUAUUACAGUGGCGACAACUCAAAGUGUGCGGAGCCGCUGAUACGAGCAUUCCGAAUGUCAUCACAUGUGAUUAGCCUUAUGAAUCUGUUAGGAAUGACAUCAGACCUUCAUCUUGCAAUACACCGGCCACUGCAAUAUCAUAGCUAUUUCAGCAAACGGAAAGUUAACAUUAUGAUUGUCCUCUUUUGGAUAUUUUCAUUCACGGUCGGUUUUUCUGAUUUCUAUAUCCCGAGUGAGAUGUGGAUUACGUGCCAGGGGUCUGAGUUGAAGACGUACUGCCAGCGUGUCACUUGCAGUAAAUAUGAUGCCGAGUAUGCACUCUUUGUCAUCAUCUUCAUCGUCGUGUUAAUACUAAGUGUUUUAUACGUCCGCAUCUAUAUUGUGAUACGAAAACAGCAAUAUGGGAACGAGGCUGGCCGCGCACCUCAAUACGUACGUCGAAAUCGCAAAGGCCUCAUAACGACUGUCCUCAUUUUAGCUACAACUUUGAUCUGUUUCCUUCCAUAUGUUUUACUAGAACUCAUCCUUACGAUACAAAUACGCAUUAAUCAUCUUGCUAUUUUCCGUCACAUCCCUAAUAUGUUGAAAGCCGAUUCAUAUCUAUUUGACCUAAUGCUGUUUAAUUCACUGCUGGAUCCAAUCAUCUAUGCCGCUAGGAUGCGCGACGUCCAAGAAGGAUAUCGGCGACUGUUCCGCAUCAACUCUGGGGAAAGGCGCCAACAGUAUAGUUUUAGUCGAUCAGGGACUGUGGUUGUUGAAAGAACAGUUGCAACCGCCUUACAGACGAUGUCCAUGCGUCGGGGGACGGAGGAGGAUGGGGACAAGGAAGUGUUAACUCCAAAUAAUUGCAAUCAUGGUGAUCACGUCGAUAUUCAAAUCAAUAAUCACAAUUCCUUAGUUGUGACUCGAACACCCCCAGGCUCCCCCCAUAGGACAUCAGAAGAGGAAAGCCCUGACUUUGAUGAUUAUCGAUUGGUUAGGGAAGACAAAGACAAACAUUUGUACAUGUAGAUUUCACCUAGAUUUUUUAUUUAUACCGUCACCUAUCAAGGACUGGGUCUUUUCAGAGAGAUAGCCAAGCUAUGACGAUAUGAUAUGAACCUUGUGUGAAAUAGAGCGACAUUUUUAUUUCACACAAGCUUCAGAUCACCAUGAUGUUGAAUUCUUUGAGAAUAUUUCACUUAUACGUAAGUAAUGAAACUUGUCUAAAAUGCCGAGUGCCAAUGAUAAAGAAUACUACACGGGUCAAGUGCAAUUUUGAAAAGUGUAAGUUGCUGACAAUAGCAGAUAGACAGUGUCACCAUCUAUAACAAGAACUGUACAUUGAUAGUGUAUUUGAAGGGCUCAGAGCACAAAGGACAUUUUGAGUGGAUUAUAUCUGUUGGUUUUUACGACAGAAGGUGACAUUUUCAUCCUUCAGAGUUGAAAUUUUUCAUAAGUUUAAAAUUCUGAAAAAUUUUCAAAGCCAAAAAUUUUUUGGGACCGAUCAUGUUUCUACAUUUUUUAGCAGAAAAAAACAAGUGAAAAAAAUAUUUGGACUUGAAAAAUGUUUUCAUCUGUUGCAUGACAAAUUUGCUGCAAUCAAUUUCUUAUGGCAGCAUUUGUCUUUUCACGGCAAUAAGGCCCUUUGGUCGGGUUAGAGGGAGGGGUGAAUCUGGUCACUGGGGCCACCAAAUCCAGUUGUCGUGGUCUGGGUACUGGGAUGGUCAUGUUACCAGGGGACUUGUAAUGGAAAUAAGAGAGGAAACCAUUCGGGACCCGCGAUUCUUGGUGAUUAUGGAUAGCUGACAUUCCAAUUACAACUUAGAUGUAAAAUAGAAUUUUUGAGUCCAAAUUCAGUGCAACCAAAACAGCUCAGAGAGAGUGAAAUCACUCCUGGAAGAUUUUUUAACUAUUGGGACAUACAUCUGACUUGAGCUUGGACAUAUUUCAUGGAAUUUAGAGAUAACUAGGUAAGUUUUGUACUUGAAAUGCCUGCAUUACUGCCAACAAUCAGAAGCCUGAUGGAUCAUAGCUGGGUCAUCUCCUGCCCAGUGGCAAAGCAAUCAAUAGCUGUCAAAUGCGACCACCGGCAGAGGGCAAUGAGGCGAAAAACGAUAGAAGGACUACAUAGCUCAUUGAGUGCCCGCCUGCAGGAGAGCAUCUUGGCAGGAAAAAAACCACUGAAAACCUACCACCAAAGGAAAGACUAUUACCAGUUUUUCUACAAGGAUAUUUACUUGAAGCAGUCAGGCAAGUGAUUGCCAUAGUAACAUAUGAGAAAGAGCGCCAGGAGCCAAACCAUGCGGGGAAUUGGUC
This is a messenger RNA of Lineus longissimus, 2673 nucleotides long. Its product is annotated as adrenocorticotropic hormone receptor-like. Gene Ontology annotation, cellular component: cytoplasm; plasma membrane. The transcript has a single exon. NCBI's taxonomy places the organism in Eukaryota, Metazoa, Nemertea, Pilidiophora, Heteronemertea, Lineidae. Gene Ontology annotation, molecular function: G protein-coupled receptor activity. Gene Ontology annotation, biological process: regulation of metabolic process; adenylate cyclase-activating G protein-coupled receptor signaling pathway. The record is from RefSeq and is a predicted model, not a curated record. The coding region runs from base 1 to 1386 and encodes 461 amino acids.